AUGGCCCAAUCGACCACCAGGUCGUCGGCUGAAUGCUGCAAUACGUGUAUUGGCAAGACGUCGAAUGCUCCUUACAGUUAUGACCCUGUAAUCUUCGAUCAGUGCACGAGCGUCACAGGCGGAGUUUGUUGCUUUGAAUGUGGCAGUCUGGGUGAUCCAAUUUUUGGUGAUACUGUCUCGUAUGGAGACGAUGGAGUCACAGCCGUGGUCAAGGCAGGCACGUUUAUUUCAUUUACAUGGAGUGGCGUAUCGAAUGUCACGUACAUAUCACUUAAGAAGGGACAGAAGAAAAUUAUCACGCCUACUAUUACCGAUACAGCGGCUGAUGUCAAGUCCAAUACUUUUCUAAUCUGUGCCAGGUCAGAAGGAAUUAUUUACUUUCGAGGAUGGGGUAGUGAUCCAUGUCGUGAGGCAUCUCCAGAGCACUCAGUAACGGUUGAAGCAGGUGGCUCAGGUGCUAAUACAUGUAAUGCCAAUGAUGUUGUUGUACCAACAUCACCAAGUACCGAGGCAGAAUCGGGAUCGGGUUUCAUUCCGAAAGACGAUACGGUUGACAGCUGCAAUCCACAACGCGCUAGUAUUCAGGUGGUUGAUGGAACUCGAACGUGUGUCUGUGUUUCCGACUGGACUAAUCCACCAGAAUGCGAUCGGUGGCCGGUGUGGAAAUGGCUCGUCACGGUCGGUGGUGGUGUAGCUGCCUUGUUUUCCAUUAUUAUUUCAGUUCGAGCUUUCCUUGCUGGUCGGAAGAAAAAGGAGAAAGAGGAACUUGAGGAGACUUUGGCACCUAUGGGUUCCAAGAACGGGGUUGAGACCAUGACCGUGACGCCAGAAAGCGGAUUCCAUGACGGUUCAAAACCUUCUUACCAGUACAAUCCCGAGACGGAUCGUACCACUGGACCAGUCCGAAAGGCCGAGGACCGCGAAUUUACGCUGUGA
This is a messenger RNA of Plasmopara halstedii, 936 nucleotides long. RefSeq lists its product as hypothetical. The record is from RefSeq and is a predicted model, not a curated record. The coding region runs from base 1 to 936 and encodes 311 amino acids. Lineage: Eukaryota; Oomycota; Peronosporomycetes; Peronosporales; Peronosporaceae. The transcript has a single exon.